AUGAGUGUACUCACCAUGCUGCUGUUCCUGCUGCUGCUGCUCCCAUCCAAUGCUCUGGCAAAUGGGUUCUACGGGACAACACUGACCUAUUAUCCGACAAAUGCUACUCCAAGUGGAUCUGUCAGCGUUGUCCGAUCUAAGCUCACCUUCCCAAACUGCACUUUUGACAUUUUUUGGCAAUGUCUCAAUGAUAACUGUGGGGUUGAGACUUCAGUAGCAGUGAAUGUGGUUGACAGGGAAGCUACUGGAGAGUUUUGUCAGACGGAGGUCAUCUCGACGUGGCAGGUUUCCACAAAUGCUCCGUUUCAACUGGUGUUGAGCGGUAGGAACUGGACAAGUAAUUUAAAUGGAAUUGCCAGUUACAGAGCUGUGACUGUUGUGGAACUGAGGAACCGCUCCGACACCGGCCAGGCCAACAGAUCACCACAGACCACCAUCCUGCCUGUUCUCCGAGUUCCUGCAAACUGUCAGAGAGCUUUUAAUCUCUUGGCCUUUGACCCUGAUGGAGACCAGGUGAACUGCAGAUAUGGAAAUGAAACACUGUCAGAGUGUAACCCCUGUACACCACCAUCUGUUCUCAACCUCUCACCAUCUUGCACCUUAUCAUUCAGCCCUACCAGCGCUAAUAAUGUGGGUUCGUACGCUGUGCAGCUGGUUAUGGAGGACUUUCCCAGACAGACGAUCACCCUGACUCAAACUAAUAACUCGCAAAUAACAACUGAGUUGAAAAAUACAAACGACGCCAUCAGCAAAAUACCUGUCCAGUUUUUAUUCAGAGUGGAUCCUGCAGUACAAUCAUGCACAGAUGGACUGUACUUGCCCCGGUUCUUGUCUCCAACCCCAGCCAAUGGAGCUCAGCUGUCCAUUCCUGUUAGCCAAACUAUAGAAAUCAGCAUACAAGCAGAAGCAAACAUCUCCACGAUCUUUGAUCUGCUGUUCAGCGGACCACACAACGUAAAUGAGACCUCAUCAGGACCAGGACAAUACAUCCUGAGAUGGACGCCAUUGCAGAGGGAAUCUGGACAAAGUCACCCCAUCUGCUUUGUCGUGCAGGCAGUUUUAAAUUCAGCCAAAUAUCAUUCAGAGCUUCGAUGUGUCAUUGUGACUGUUGGAAACGAUCCUUUAACAACACAGACUCCUGAAACAACCACUGCACCGAUUACUACACCACCAGUUAAUGCAACCGCUGCACCAAAUGCCACUGCAUCCUUCACAACUACACCACCAGUUAAUGCAACCGCUGCACCAAAUGCAACUGCAUCCUUCAUAACUACACCACCAGUUAAUGCAACCGCUGCACAAAAUGCAACUGCAUCCUUCAUAACUACACCACCAGUUAAUGCAACUGCCGCACAAAAUGCAACUGCAUCCUUCAUAACUACACCACCAGUUAAUGCAACCGCUGCACCAAAUGCCACUGCAUCCUUCACAACUACACCACCAGUUAAUGCAACCGCUGCAUCAAAUGCAACUGCAUCCUUCAUAACUACACCACCAGUUAAUGCAACCGCUGCACAAAAUGCAACUGCAUCCUUCAUAACUACACCACCAGUUAAUGCAACUGCCGCACAAAAUGCAACUGCAUCCUUCAUAACUACACCACUUGUUAAUGCAACCGAUGCACAAAAUACGACUGCAUCCUUCAUAACUACACCACUAGUUAAUGCAACUUUUGCACCAAAUGCAACUGCAUCCUUCACAACUACACCACCAGUUAAUGCAACCGCUGCACAAAAUGCAACUGCAUCCUUCAUAACUACGCCACCAGUUAAUGCAACCGCUGUACAAAAUGCAACUGCUUCCUUCAUAACUACACCACCAGUUAAUGCAACCGCUGCACCAAAUGCAACUGCACCCUUCACAACUACACCACCAGUUAAUGCAACCGCUGUACAAAAUGCAACUGCUUCCUUCAUAACUACACCACCAGUUAAUGCAACCGCUGCACCAAAUGCAACUGCACCCUUCACAACUACACCACCAGUUAAUGCAACCGCUGCACAAAAUGCAACUGCUUCCUUCACAGCUACACCACCAGUUAAUGCAACCGCUGUACAAAAUGCAACUGCUUCCUUCAUAACUACACCACCAGUUAAUGCAACCGCUGCACCAAAUGCAACUGCUUCCUUCAUAACUACACCACCAGUUAAUGCAACCGCUGCACCAAAUGUAACUGCUUCCUUCAUAACUACACCACCAGUUAAUGCAACCGCUGCACCAAAUGCAACUGCACCCUUCACAACUACACCACCAGUUAAUGCAACGGCUGCACAAAAUGCAACUGCAUCCUUCGUAAUUACACCACCAGUUAAUGCAACCGCUGCACAAAAUGCAACUGCUUCCUUCAUAACUACACCACCAGUUAAUACAACCGCUGCACCAAAUGCAACUGCUUCCUUCAUAACUACACCACCAGUUAAUACAACCGCUGCACCAAAUGCAACUGCUUCCUUCAUAACUACACCACCUCCUGCAGCAACAAUAAAUGCAACUACUGCACAAACUGCACCAAUCAUGUCAACAUUCUUAAUGAACAUGACUCCAACAAGCAUUACAACAACAACGAGGAGGACACAUACAACCCCACCUGCAACACAAAUCUUGACCUCUACUCCCUCCACUACUUCCUCCACAACCACCAUUCCUUCAACAAUAUCACCUGAUACAACCCCAGCACCUACAUCAACAACUCCACUUGAAAGUGUUUAUGUUUUGGGGGUAACCAUGACGGUUUCAGCGUCUUCUAACCUCACUGAAGAUGACUUCAACAAUAUUGUCCAACAGGUCAGAAAUGAAUUGCGUCAACGCUUUGGUCUUUCACGUUUUGUUUUGCGCCUGGUGGAUACAGAGCGACUCCCAUAAGAGUGCCCUCUGCUGGUGGACCCUGACAGUACGUCCAUGAGUGAAGACACAUUCAACCAGAAGGACUGCUGAUCUACACCGCCCCCCCCCCAACCACCACAGUCCUGUUGGUCUGGGUUUGCAUUCAUGUGGUGGGAGCGUUUAUAUUUUACAGAUGAAGGUUCUUAUCCAUCUGUCUGCAGAAGGGCUCUCAAACUCAUUUUCUUCUGAGGUUCCACAUUCAGCUCGAUUUGAUCUCCAGUGGGCCGGACCAGUAAAAUAAUAACAGAAUAACCUAUAAAUAAUGACAACUC
Sphaeramia orbicularis (orbiculate cardinalfish) is the source of this 3155-nucleotide messenger RNA. RefSeq lists its product as uncharacterized. The coding region runs from base 1 to 2862 and encodes 953 amino acids. The transcript has 11 exons. The record is from RefSeq and is a predicted model, not a curated record. Lineage: Eukaryota; Metazoa; Chordata; Actinopteri; Kurtiformes; Apogonidae.